GGCUGUUGCAGCAGCUCAAUUUUGUCAUUGCAAAUAUAGCAAGUCUUUUAACAAAUCUUAACUGUUUCGUACAAACUUCUCUUUUCAUAAUCUUCUUCACUUUACAUCCAUAAAGAAACCAAACCGCAGCAAAAUCCUGCAGGAAACAAAAUAUUAUCCUAACUUGCUAAAAAAUGGAAACAGUGAAGCGUUUAGUAGAUGGAAAGCCGGUGGUAAUAUUCAGCAAGAGUACCUGUUGCAUGAGCCACUCAGUGAAGCAGCUAAUAAGCAGCUAUGGAGCAAAUGCAACAGUUUAUGAACUCGAUGAAUUACCAAAUAGAAAUGAGAUUGAUAAAGCACUGCAAAAACUCGGGCUUAAGCCUAGCGUGCCAGCUGUUUUCAUAAACCAAAGGUUAAUUGGUGGAGCUAAGGAAAUCAUCAGCCUGCAAGUCCAAGGCAGGUUGGUUCCGAUGCUUAUGGAGGCCGGGGCUAUUUGGGUUUGGAACAAAACUCACUAGUUACUUUACCUCCCUUUCGAUGUUGAUGUAUAAAGCUUUCUUUUUUCCUUGCCCAAAAAAGAAGAGGACUGUAAUAUACAGGAAUAGAGGCUCCAACCGUGUUGAUUCUGCAAUGUCUGCAGAAUUCAAGGUUUUUGAAAAGAGAAUGCAUCACAUGUCAAUGUAUAAGUGGCCCUUAUGUAGUCUGUAAUUAUAUAUAGUUAAUUUAUGAAUGAAAUGCAACAAAAGAUAAUCUUUGAGACUCAGCAUUAUCCUUUGAUGGGAAUGUCAAUCAUCAAUUCAAAAUUAACUUGUCAGAACUGAGCUUAAUUAUCACAAAUAGAGAAAAAAAAAAAAUUGAUAAGCAGCAAGAUGGGAAAAAAGGAAAAGGAUUAAUUAACCAAAGCGAUAUACAAUUGUUAGUUGAAAAGAAGCAAGCCAUAUUAACCAAUUAUAACCUUUAUCCUCAAUAAUGCAUGGUAAUCGACAAAGAAAGUGAGAAAGUGUACAUUCUGAAUAAAUGGGUAAAAAUAUUCUGACUCCAGUCAGUUGCUUCUGAAUCUCAUAGUUGAUGACAUUGAAAAAAAAUUGUCAAACUUAUGCAGAUUAAUUGAGAGAGAGAAAGAGGGAUCUUCAUGUCCUUCUAAAUUCCUAGUAAUUGUGUUUGGUUACUGGUGAGAAACACAUUUCACAUGAUAAAAAUUGAGAUAAGAAUGGAACAUUUUCCAUACAAAAUCCUGUAGAACAAAUUGAAAUGAAGAUACCAUAUUAGAAACAGCCCUUCUAACUUUCAUCAAUUUCAAAUUACUCGAUGAUGAAUUAUGCUGCAAGAGCAAAUUUUAAUUUGUUGUGAGCACUAAAUUUAACAAUACAGAGUGUUUUAAGGUUAUAUAGAACGCAAGAAAAGUACAACAACACUUACUAUAUUUUUAUCAUAAACAAAUGAACUUCUAGAGAAACUAACUAAUGCUCUGGUUGUGUAAGCAGUAUUUCUAAUAAAAUUUUCGAUGCACUCCAACAGCUUGCAUUGUCUGCAGUAUCAGGUCAAGAAGGAUUAGGACAAUUAGUGAUAAAUGGUUUCAGUUUGUCAUAGCCACUGUAGUUUAUAUAUUCUUUUAGCUGUAGCAUGAGGACAUCAAAGAAAAUUUAUUGAGCAAUGAUGCUACAGCUACAUUUUUCCGUUCUUUGUUUGCUAUAAUUCAGUGUGCAAUUGUGCAUUAUUACGAGUAACCAUUUACAAAAAAUAGCUAAUUUCUAUAUAACUCUAGAAAACUAUAUUUUCUGAGUGUUGCAAGUUUAUCGGAGUUUUCAGUUUUUCAUUCAAUCAAUCAAAAAGAUCCAGUGUUUUACAUGGAGAAAGAAUUGAAAAGUUAAAAGGUAAAGUACUUUUCUCAUUACCAAAGAUUAGUUACUGUAAUUUUUUCAGGGCAUAUUUUUAAUUAUCUCAAUAUAGUUCAUGCUUCACUUUUACUGUACUAAAGAAUCAGUCUAUCCUCUAAAAAAGGCACCAAAUACAGUAAGUGAUGACAAACCAGGAAUAUUGACAAUUGAGGGAUCUCAAGGGGACAAUAGUAGUUUUGUCAAGUUGCCUCAUUCACUGUACGAAACUGAUCUAGAUAAUAUAGAAAUCAUCAAAAUUUUCUCCAUAUGAAAACACAGAACGAAAAGAAGAAUAAAGGUGAAAUCUCAAGGUA
This is a messenger RNA of Chenopodium quinoa (quinoa), 2170 nucleotides long. RefSeq names its product monothiol glutaredoxin-S1-like. The transcript has a single exon. The record is from RefSeq and is a predicted model, not a curated record. The coding region runs from base 174 to 497 and encodes 107 amino acids. Lineage: Eukaryota; Viridiplantae; Streptophyta; Magnoliopsida; Caryophyllales; Amaranthaceae.